Molecule: messenger RNA, 1810 nt
Organism: Arabidopsis lyrata subsp. lyrata
Lineage: Eukaryota; Viridiplantae; Streptophyta; Magnoliopsida; Brassicales; Brassicaceae
Product: protein ABHD17C
Source: RefSeq, a predicted model, not a curated record
CCUCCUCCUCCACAUCGCCGGGUUUUCCUCUUCCUCCCCCGUGAAAACUGCAUUUUUAUCAAUUCUCCAGAUUCCCCAAACCCUAAAUUCUCUCUCUCUCUCCAAAUUUUCUCCGUCGUUUUCCUCAAAUUUUCUCACUUUUUGAUGUCUUCUUCUUACUCUUUAUCUUUCAAAUCAAAUCUUCUUCUCUCUCCAGCUCAAUGAGUCAACCAAAUCUAGAUCAAAGUUUGAAUUUUUAAACUUUAUUUUCGUUACUUUCCAAAAAAAAAAAAACGUUUCUUUUUUUUAUCUUCUUCGUGCAAAAUCUCUCUGUUUUUCACCAUAAUCGAAUUCAAAAACAGAGCAAAGUUUGUAAAUUUCUCGGUAAAGUUCGUUUUUUUUCGAUAUCUUGGUUUGUAUAGAGAAAAGGGUUUUCAAGGAAAAUCUCUCAAAAUCUGUAGAUUCAUUGUUAUAAAAUGGGAGCGGUGACGUCAUCAAUGGCGGCGAAGUUUGCGUUUUUCCCGCCAAACCCGCCGUCGUACGGCGUCGAAGUGGUGGAAGGAAAGCUAAAGCUGAUUGGUGUAGAGAACGUGAAGGAUAACGUUGAAGUAUUGAAGCUGAAGACGAAGAGAGGGAAUCAGGUGGUUGCGGGCGUAUAUUAAGAACCCUACAGGCUUCACUAACGCUUCUUUUAUUCUCACGGUAACGCCGCCGAUCUUGGUCAGAUGUUUGAGCUCUUCUCCGAGCUCAGCCUUCAUCUUCGGGUUAACUUAAUUGGGUAUGAUUAUUCGGGUUACGGGAGGUCUUCAGGGAAGCCUAGUGAGCAGAACACGUAUAGCGAUAUAGAAGCAGUGUAUAGAUGUUUGGAGGAGAAAUAUGGUGUGAAGGAACAGGAUGUUAUCUUAUAUGGACAAUCUGUAGGAAGCGGUCCGACUUUGGAAUUGGCUUCUCGAUUACCUAACCUCCGAGCUGUUGUUCUUCAUAGUGCAAUUGCUUCCGGUCUUAGAGUCAUGUACCCUGUUAAACGAACUUACUGGUUUGACAUUUACAAGAAUAUCGAGAAGAUAUCUUUUGUCAAAUGUCCGGUUUUAGUAGUUCACGGAACAUCAGAUGAUGUUGUAAAUUGGUCUCAUGGGAAGCAAUUAUUCGAUCUGUGUAAAGAAAAAUAUGAACCGCUUUGGAUCAAAGGAGGGAACCAUUGUGAUUUAGAGUUAUACCCACAAUACAUAAAGCAUCUGAGGAAAUUUGUAUCAGCGAUUGAAAAAUCGCCUCAUCUUAGAAACGGACCUGUGCCACAAACAGAGAAGGCGAGGAGCAGUACAGAUAUUAGAGAACCUGCAAGACCAAGCACAGAUCAAAGAGAGAAAUCAAGAACAAGCACAGAUCAAAGAGAGAUGCCGAAGCUGAGUACAGAUAAAGCGAGAGCAAGCGUUGAUAAGCGAGAGAGAACAAGAAAAAGCGUUGAUGGGACUGAUAAACCGAGUAAUUCCACGGAACAGCAACUACUACAACCAGAGAAAGGGAGGAAUAGCAUUGACAGGUUUGGGGAGAUGAUAAGAUCAGUAGGAUUUUGCAACAUAGAUUGUUUCAAGCCUACAGCAACAGCUAAGUGAGGUAAGAGAAGAACACACUCACACAAGGAUCAAAAACAUCUAACUUUAGUUGUUUGAUUUUGGUUUGUUAUCUCUUUCCACUUACUUCCUCUUGUGCUUUGGAAUUUAACAAGUCACUCGUCAAUGUUUGAUUCAAAAGCUUGAUUUCGUUAUUAUAAACUAUGAAUGAUACUACAGAUUAGAUUAUGUUCAUGCGCAUUACAUGGCAUUUACCAUGA